UCUCUGUAGUGAAACUGGCUGGUGAAAAUCUAGAUUACUUUGAACCUAACUUAAGUUUUGAUAUCUACUUCUGCAGCUGUACUGAUGGAAUAAACACAGCAAAGUGUGCUUAGUUUUUGUUAACAUUUGGCUUCUGUUCAGAAUAUUAACAGGUGGACAAAUAAAAGCCACCUUGGAGCCACAUCUGAGUGCAGAGAUAUGAGGAUGAUAUCGCGUCUCAUUGUACGAGGAAACCUGGUGAGAGUUCAGCAUGCUGUGGGUGCAGUUCGUUGGCAGAGCAGCAGGAAACAAGCUCCUGUGUUGACAGCAGCUCCUGUUCGUGCUCUCAUUGAUGAGCAGAUCAGCAUAAAGGGCCGUUUUCUGCCUCCACACAGUCCUGUCACAGUGUGUGCACGGAUGCACUGUGAAGAUGGUGACCUGUGGGAGGCAUUUGCACAUUACAACACAAAUGCAAGUGGCGCUGUCAACUUGACUAGUGAUCAUUCAUUGGGGGGUUCCUACCUUGGCUGUGAGCCGAUGGGACUCUUCUGGGGACUGCAGCCAGCUCCUGGAGGAAGACAAGGUUUAAGAUUGAGGAAAAAAAAUGUGGAGACUCCAUACCAGGUCCACAUCUCCCUCAUGGAAGGCCACGUUUCUCCCAGUGACGGAAAGAGCUCUGAACUGGCAGUUGUUACUACUGAGCGCUGGUACAUGGCGCCAGGAGUCAGGAGAACAGAGAUCCGUCAGAACGGGGUCGUUGGCACUUUAUUUUUACCCCCUGGCCCAGGUCCAUUUCCAGGCGUGUUGGAUAUGUGGGGAAUGGGAGGAGGACUCCCGGAGUAUCGUUCUUCCCUGUUAGCAUCCAAGGGAUAUGCUAGUCUUACUCUUUCCUACAUAGAACACAAAGACUUACCUGGACCUCCAGACCAAUUAAAUGUUGGUGAUUCCUAUUUCAGGUCAGCAUACCAGCUGCUUCAAGAUCUUGACGAGGUCGACGCAGACAGAAUCGGGCUAAUUGGUCUCUCGUAUGGAGUUUAUGUCUCUCUUCGCAUUGCGACUCAGUGUGGCGUUAAACCAUCAUGUGUGAUCUGCAUCAAUGGGCCAUUCGCAAGCACAAUCCCAUAUCCUGAGGACGGCUUCAGUAAACAUAAUGACAGUACUGAAAAAUAUUAUGUGUGCAAUGAUCAGGGCUAUGUUCAGUUCAAAGACGCCAUGUUACCUACUCAUCUUGCACUUGAACACAGAGUCAAGCUAGAAAACCUCGCCUGUCCACUGAUGGUCAUAGUGGCGGAAGAUGAUGGGAUGGCUGCAAGCAGUAAAUAUGCAGAUAUGAUGGAGGAAAUCCUGAAGUCUGCUGGGAAAUCGCAGCUGUUUACCCGGUUGUCUUACCCCGAUGCUGGUCACUUGAUCGAGCCUCCUUACUCACCACAUGCAAGAGAAUCCUUUUAUCGCGUCAAACCACAGAAAUUGAUGAUUGUGUUUGGAGGUCAUCCUGCAAGUCACGCAGCUGCUCAGGAAGAUUCUUGGAGAAAGAUGUUGGAUUUUUUGGAAACCAAUCUCAGAAGGUGAUCGUGAAAUCUGUUGCGUCUCAUCAAGAAAGCAAGCAUCAUACUCUGAUGAAAAAGAGAGAAGACCAUUGUGUUGUUUUAAGAGGUUUUCACCCUUCUCGCAGUGGUAUAUAUCUCAAUCAGUUAGUAAUACAUUCAGAUUUCUUUAUAACAGGUGAAGGAAAGUCAAGGAGGCAAAGUAGUUUAAUUCACUUGAUGUCACAAGGUGAAGCUGCAAAUGGUACACUCAGAAAUGAUCUUAAAUGCUUUGAUAAGUUCAUACACUUCUUACACCACUGAAAAUGUUUCAGCUACUUUUCUGUUUGAAUCUGUUUAAAUGUCAUCAAGAAGGCAAGCAUCAGUUAUAAAUUAGGAAGUAGGAGAGUGUGUCCAGUGGUGCAUGGUGUCGGGAAAUGUUUCUCAUGUCUGUUGUUUGUAGUUUAAAGAAUAAAGAAAGGUUG
This is a messenger RNA of Salarias fasciatus (jewelled blenny), 1987 nucleotides long. Its product is annotated as bile acid-CoA:amino acid N-acyltransferase-like. Gene Ontology annotation, molecular function: fatty acyl-CoA hydrolase activity. The coding region runs from base 199 to 1548 and encodes 449 amino acids. NCBI's taxonomy places the organism in Eukaryota, Metazoa, Chordata, Actinopteri, Blenniiformes, Blenniidae. The transcript has 11 exons. Gene Ontology annotation, biological process: acyl-CoA metabolic process; fatty acid metabolic process. The record is from RefSeq and is a predicted model, not a curated record.